Messenger RNA from Megalops cyprinoides (Indo-Pacific tarpon), 1331 nucleotides. Its product is annotated as rab-like protein 2A. The coding region runs from base 666 to 1331 and encodes 221 amino acids. Gene Ontology annotation, molecular function: GTPase activity; GTP binding. The record is from RefSeq and is a predicted model, not a curated record. NCBI's taxonomy places the organism in Eukaryota, Metazoa, Chordata, Actinopteri, Elopiformes, Megalopidae. The transcript has 8 exons. Gene Ontology annotation, cellular component: endosome; Golgi apparatus.
UGGAAAAGAGAUUCAGAACGAGAUGUAGAGUACCAACUUUCUAGCUGGAUGUUUGGUUCACUAAUCUACUGGUAGUUUGCAAAUUAGCUGCUUAAAUUGGAUCUUAAUUCACUGUCAGCUAGCCAUAUUUUACCAACUGUUGAAUAUCUAUAUCUAAACCUGCGACGUCUUCGAUCGAGUUACAUUUCCGAGCUAGCCAUAUCUGAGCUAACUCACCCGUAUCAUGGUCUAAGAGGCACACUAGGUAGUUGCCUAGCUGAUGGAAAACAAAAGCUUUACUCAUGAUUUCAGGACACAUCGAUGAGUAAGUGCGUAAAUGGUCUCAUGUAUUUUGCAACCUAGCUAACUAUAUAGGUACUUCGUGUUCAAUAGUACAGCGAGAUAGAUCUACGGUAGCAGGUUAACUCUAUCAAGCUAAUAGACUACUCAGCUCAUAGACGACUUGUAGUUAACGUAAACCAUAAAUUGCGAACAUGAAUUAGCUAGGGCAACUGCAUUCCCAGCAUAAAUAGCUAGUUAGCUGGCUAACUGCUUUGGUACCUAGCUAACAAGGUGGCGAGUCUAAUUUGAAACACAGUAGCUAAUCGCAUCAGUGAGACUUAGCUAGCUAAUACAGUACCAGGAGUGGACUGUUUCACUAGCAGAGAAAGUGAGGACGAAGAGAGAUGGCAGACACAGGCGGCAUUUCUGAACUGGACCAGGAGAAAUACGACGCAGACGAGCAAGUUAAGAUCAUCUGUCUUGGAGACAGCGCCGUUGGGAAAUCUAAGUUGAUGGAAAGAUUCCUAAUGGAUGGAUAUCGACCUCAGCAGCUGUCCACCUACGCACUGACACUCUACAAGUAUACAACCACAGUUGACGAGAAGACUGUACUAGUAGACUUUUGGGACACAGCUGGGCAGGAGCGAUUUCAGAGCAUGCACCCUUCUUACUAUUACAAGGCCCACGCGUGCAUCAUGGUGUUUGAUGUCCAGAGGAAGAUUACAUAUAAAAAUCUGACAAACUGGUAUAAAGAAUUGAGGGAAUACCGACCAGAGAUCCCUUGCAUAGUGGUGGCAAACAAAAUAGAUGCUGAUUUGAAGGUUACACAGAGAAACUUUAAUUUUGCUAAGAAGCAAGGCCUUCCUCUGUACUAUGUAUCUGCAGCUGACGGAACCAAUGUGGUCAAGCUUUUCAGAGACGCAAUAAAGCUGGCGAUGUCUUACAAGCAGAAUUCCAGUGAUUUUAUGGAUGAAGUGAUGCGGGAAUUGGAGAAUUUUGAACUGGAACAACAGGAGGAAUCGUCUGAUAAGGAUGAUGCUUCCAAGAUGGAGAAAAACCAUGUGGCGUGA